GCGAGCAGAUUGUAUCAAACAUUCGACAGUUCGAAAGAUGGCGGCGCACACGCAGAAAACUAACAAGUCUGGGAAGACUGGGGGAAAGGAGGCUCAGCCUCUCGUAAUCGCUAAAACUCCAGCGGAGGAACAGCGUCUGAAGUUGGAGAGGUUGAUGCGGAACCCAGAUAAAAUGGCUCCCAUCCCAGACCGGCCAAAAGAAUGGAAUCCACGGGCUCCGCCGGAGUUUGUCCGAGAUGUGAUGGGCUCUAGCGCAGGUGCUGGCAGCGGGGAGUUCCAUGUUUACCGGCACCUCCGACGCAGAGAGUACCAGAGGCAGGACUUUCUGGACAAAAUAGCAGAGAAGCAAGACGAGGACCUGAAAUAUCUGGAUAAGGUGGCGCAAAACAAAGAGGCAGCUGACGAGAGAACUGCAAAGCGCAGGAAGAAGCGGGAAAAACUGAAGCAGAAAAAGCUGAUGGCAAAGAAAGCAAAGCUAGAGGCCAAAGACAAAAAAGAAGACGUCUCCGACAAGAGUUCAGACAGCAGUGAAAAAGAAGAGGAAGAGGAAGAAAGAGAAGAUGAUGCCGAGACUCCUAGCUUCAUUAUGGGCAAGAAAUGACCCACACCGUCUCUUGCUGGGUUAUGGACAGAGACAUCCAGGACUGGGUACUGGUUCAUGAGACCUUGGGGGACAUGGACACAGAGGUUGUUUAGAGUCUCUUAACAACCCCCGAAAGAAGCAAAAGACAUUUGCGAAACUGUCCCCUUUUUAUUUCCGAAUACUAGAAAAAUGUGGAUGGACUGCCUGGGUUCAUAGGCAUGGUGUAAGCAAACUACGCUCGUCAUGGCCUCCCCCCGCUGGAAAAGAGACACGCGGACGCUUCUGAUUUUUCAUUAAGCUGCCCAUAAUGUCUGUGACGCAUUUGUAGCUCUCAUGUUUCAGCUUCAGAAUCCAGUACAUUCUGAUUCGAUAUUUUAAACGUUUUAAUAAAAAUAAGAAUAUACAUGGAGUUACAUAGUGUACAUGCAGUUUGUUCACAUUAAGAAUCUUAACUUCUUUGUUGUAUGUGAUGAGGUUUGUGUUACACCUGUGGUAAUAUUGCAUUAAUGCAAGCAAAUGUAUGUGUGCAUCACAAAUCAGUCUGUGCAGCCUUGUGAAGCUGCUCCUUGCAAGGACUAUUGCUUGUGGGCACAACAAGGUUGCAGAAAGCAGAUCAAGGAAUGAAAAGGCGUGACUUCCAGAGGCUCUGGAGUUUCACGUGCGAUGUUCCUUGGACAGGCUCCUGCUUUCCACGGUGGUGAUGGUCUUGCUCUGUAGAAAUCACCUUUCUUGAGGCAGGUAGAGAAAAACCUGACAGCCAGAUAUUGUUUGAAUCAGGGAAAGCUCUUCCUGUCAGACACUGUCGGCUGUUACAAUCACCUCUGAUUUUAUUAUAAUAUGCAAUGCACACAAUGCUUCAACAGCUUUGAUCAGUUUCUGUCAUAAAUGAACAUUUUCAAAACAAUAUGUAUUUUUAUUGUAAUAAUAUAGCCACAUAAUGAGAUCUCUGGUCUGGUUUAGUCUUUUAUGUUCUGAUAUCCCACAUUGACUCUUCAAUGUGCAUCUUCAUCGAUCUGUUGUGUUUCAGUGAAUUCAACUGCUCUUAUUUAUAAAUGACAUAUAAAGCAAA
Messenger RNA from Scatophagus argus, 1652 nucleotides. It is a transcript of the gene prkrip1, whose product is annotated as PRKR interacting protein 1. Gene Ontology annotation, biological process: negative regulation of protein kinase activity. Gene Ontology annotation, molecular function: protein kinase binding; double-stranded RNA binding; protein kinase inhibitor activity. The record is from RefSeq and is a predicted model, not a curated record. Gene Ontology annotation, cellular component: nucleolus. Lineage: Eukaryota; Metazoa; Chordata; Actinopteri; Scatophagidae. The transcript has a single exon. Bases 38 to 601 code for a protein of 187 amino acids.